UCAGUUCAGGAGGGACCGUCUUCUGUUCACUCUUUGUCUUCAAACAGGAACAAUAACUGUCCAGCAUCAGCAGCACACACCAGGGAUAAUAAAGAGAGAGGAAGGUACCGGUAAACAUGGAGGAGUAUAACUCUGGAGAUGAGGUACUUUUUAAUGCAGAUGAAGCCAGUGUCUCAGUUAAAGAGUGUAUUGAAGGUGUCAUUGGUGGAACAGAUUACAACCAGAAUAAAGUGAAUCAAUGGACUGCCAGUAUAGUGGAGCACUCUCUGACUCACCUGGUGAAACAAGGACGGUCGUUCAAGUACAUAGUGAACUGUACCAUCAUGCAAAAGAGUGGAGCAGGUCUCCAUACAGCAAACUCCUGCUACUGGGACACCGCCACUGACGGCAGCUGCACAGUCAGGUGGGAGAACCGCACCAUGUACUGUGUUGUCAGCGUCUUUGCUGUGGCUGUAGCGUAGCAGCACAGAGUUACUCCUCUAACAUCAUCGCGUCUAAAGCUGAGCUUGAAACGGCACCGUGACCAAGACACCGAGAAGAUCUUUUUGAUGAUACCUUUUGGUAGAUGUUGACGUACAAGUUGCUGAUUUCUCCCCACAGCCAUUAACAACAUAACUGAUGGGGAGUUAUAGUUGAGUGGUGGUUUGUGAGUGUGGAUGAGAUGACUGUCAAUAUCGUGGCCACAGAGUGGAAGUCUGAUGCAGUAUCUAGAAGUAUGUCCUUCCAACAUGUCAAGGGGCUUUGGUGAAGAAUUUAAUAUUUUAUCUCUAACCCUUAAUAUUGUAACCAGUGAACCUUUAGUAGCUGUUCUCAUUUGUUUUCAUCUGUAACAUUCCUAAUAAUUAAAUAAACCGACUGAACUGUUGUAGAUGAAAUUGCUAACAGUAGUGACACUAAUCGUCUGUAUCUAUUCUAGUCUUUGUACUGGUCUCUGUUAUUUUUCCCUGGAUUUCUGUUAAAGUAUGUAUUUGUUCAAUCAUUUAAUUUGUUCCAAUAUGUACAUUGCACUUUCAUUAAAUGUAUUUGAUUAUCAUUA
Sphaeramia orbicularis (orbiculate cardinalfish) is the source of this 1036-nucleotide messenger RNA. Its product is annotated as dynein light chain Tctex-type 3. The transcript has 5 exons. Gene Ontology annotation, molecular function: dynein intermediate chain binding. Gene Ontology annotation, biological process: microtubule-based movement. Lineage: Eukaryota; Metazoa; Chordata; Actinopteri; Kurtiformes; Apogonidae. The record is from RefSeq and is a predicted model, not a curated record. Gene Ontology annotation, cellular component: cytoplasm; cytoplasmic dynein complex. Bases 117 to 461 code for a protein of 114 amino acids.